This is a messenger RNA of Amborella trichopoda, 2431 nucleotides long. RefSeq names its product phosphatidylinositol 3,4,5-trisphosphate 3-phosphatase and protein-tyrosine-phosphatase PTEN2A. Gene Ontology annotation, cellular component: cytosol. Gene Ontology annotation, biological process: dephosphorylation. The record is from RefSeq and is a predicted model, not a curated record. Lineage: Eukaryota; Viridiplantae; Streptophyta; Magnoliopsida; Amborellales; Amborellaceae. Gene Ontology annotation, molecular function: phosphatidylinositol-3,4,5-trisphosphate 3-phosphatase activity.
AGGCUGGCCGCAUGCUAACCGCGUCCUAAAUGUAAAAUUGCAUCGAGUAAAAUGUAAAUUGUUGCGAAUAUGGGUCUCUCCAAAUCUCCCUGUUAACACGGCGCUGGCGAUGCUUUUCUAAAGGCAUUUUGCCCCCAUUCGGAACCAAUCUUGGAGGGCGCAGCGCGAACAAUCGCCCAAAGAAAAUCAGGAAAACAGGGAGCUUCAAUGGAUACAGUAUCAUCCUAUUCAGAAUCGUCAUCGUCACCAUCAAUUACUCCAACUCCUGAUAACACACAUGCUUCUGCAUCCAGUGAAGAUAGCAAUGCGAAAGAAAACCCAUCAAAGUUAUCAGCGUCUGCUAUAUCAUCGUGGGCUAGAAGUCUCAGGAUAACGCAGCCCGUGCUGGGAGAUGAAACACAAUCUAAUAAUUCUGGGAAGUUGACUUUCAGUCGGUUUACGAGCGGUUUUGGACUGCGCACAUCACCCAAAGCUUUUGCAGCAGAUGAGGGUUCUGAGGGCACUUCAGCAACAACUCCAACAAUGACACAAUCUGGUGUUUUUGGAUCCAUCACAAAGGGAUUGGUUGAUUCCUCUAGAAAUGCUGUCAAGGCUGUGCAGGUCAAGGCACGCCACAUUGUGUCACAGAAUAAGCGGAGAUACCAGGAAGAUGGAUUUGAUUUGGAUAUGACGUAUAUUACAGAGAACGUUAUUGCUAUGGGUUUCCCAGCCGGGGAUUUGAGUUCUGGUAUUCUUGGAUAUGUCGAGGGAUUCUAUAGAAACCACAUGGAAGAAGUUAUUAAGUUUUUUGAAACUCACCACAAGGGAAAGUACAAAGUGUACAAUCUUUGUUUGGAAAGGCUGUAUGAUGCCUCACUAUUUGAGGGGAAGGUAGCUUGUUUCCCGUUUGAUGACCAUAAUUGUCCUCCUAUUCAACUUAUAAUUUCAUUUUGUCAAAGUGCUUACUUAUGGCUGAAAGAAGAUAUCGAAAAUGUUGUUGUUGUUCACUGCAAAGCUGGUAUGGCAAGGACAGGUCUAAUGAUAUCAAGUCUUCUUUUAUAUUUGAAGUUCUUUCCCACAGCUGAAGAGUCGAUUGCAUACUACAAUCAGAAACGCUGUGUGGACGGGAAGGGGCUUGUUCUCCCUAGUCAGAUUCGUUAUGUAAAAUAUUUUGAGCGCAUUUUAACUUACUUCAAUGGUGAAAAUCAGCCUGGGCGAAGGUGCAUGCUUAGGGGCUUCCGUCUUCAUAGGUGUCCAUACUGGAUUCGGCCUUCCAUUACAGUCUCUGAUCAUAAUGGUGUGCUCUUUUCAACCAAAAGGCAUCCGAGGACAAAGGAUAUGAUGCCUGAAGAUUUCUGGUUUAGUGCACCAAGGAAGGGAAUAAUGGUGUUUGCCCUACCUGGGGAACGGGGAUUGACAGAGGUGGCAGGUGACUUCAAAAUCCAUUUUCAUGAUCGACAAGGAGAUUUCUAUUGCUGGUUGAAUACGACAAUGAUGGAGAACAGGAAAAUGUUGACCACCCCAGAUCUAGAUGGUUUUGAUAAGAGGAAAUUGCCUUCACCAGGGUUUCAAGUAGAGGUUGUAUUAAUGGAUUAUGAUGCCUCCAUCCUUGCAAACCCAAAAGCGGAAAAUAACACCAAGGAAUCAGAUAGUAACACGAACAUAGGGUCAGGAGGUACUACUACUAGUUCUACUACUACAACUGCUACUCCACUUGGGGAUGGAGGAGAGCCUAUUCCAAACCUGAGUAACGAAGAAGCUACCAGAAUGCAAGUGAAAGACGAUAUUUUUUCAGAUAGUGAAGCUGAAGAGAUUGGAUCUUCAAAGGGAAGGCAAUCACGAGUGGGUAGACAAGAACGAGGGGGCCCUGCUGCUCCUGCAGCUCGACCCUCUGCUGAGCUCCCUACCCAGAAGGAGACUGUUGCAAAUGUAACAAAUGCAGAGGGAACCAAGCAAUCUUUGGUGAGAAAUGAAGCCGCAGUCCAUGUUUCUAGUGGGGAGCCUAAGAUGGAAGAGAGUGUGCCUUUUGAGGCAGCAAAAAUGGAUUCUGUUGAGGGAAGUGAUUUCAAGGCAAUGGCAGCUGAUGCAUCUGUUUUCACUUUUGGGGAUGAUGAAGACUAUGAGAGUGAGUGAGUGUGCUACUCCCGGUGUACCAUUGACUUCAGAAUUUGUUCUAUUGUUGAACUUUUUGUACAUAAAGAAGAUUUGAUUUGUUAGGACUUUGUUGUGGAGAAGCUCAUGUUGCUUGUCUUCUUAGGCAGCGCAAGAGAAGCAUGGGAUUUAUCUGCAAUGAAACUUGUGAAAAAUUCAUUUUAGUUCUUAGCCAUAUUUUGUUAACUGUGCAGCUGCAGUAUGAAUAAGGCACUGCACAAGUAUACCAUAGCUGACUACUGUUCACAUCGUCUUUCUCUGUAUUCUUUAUUUGAUAAUAUUGAUGAGCGCGUGUUAAAUG